CUUUCUCAAGACUCGUUUUGUUUGUCCGCCGCUGCAAAUGGGCAGCACGGAAGAAGAAACCACAAGCACAUCCAAACCCAUCCCUCUAUACGACGCCGCUUUACCAACCGAACCUCUCCUCUUCAAACCCACCACCAGCUCCACCUACUCAUCUCCUCCAAUCGAAGAACCACCUCAACCCGACCCUUCCGAAUCCGACCCAACCCAGUUCAUCCAUAUCUCUUUCAAUUACGGACCCAGACCUUUCAAAGACCUCCCUUUUCUCUUCCUCUUCCUUCUCUCGGUACUCUGCACUUUUUCUUUCGGUAUUUUCUCAAUCUUCCAUCGAAACGACAGCUACUCCAACGUUUCGACCUUCACCUACGAUUCCAAUUCCACUUCUUGCGUUCAGGGCACUUCUUUUUCAUCAAAAUCAGUAUGGGUUUUUGAAAGUUCUGUUUUUUUGUUGUCAAGUUCGAGUCUUUGGACAUAUGUAGCAUGGACCUUUGUCAUAACUUUAGUUCUAAGUGUACCCAUUUGUUUCCUUUUGCUUUUGUUACUCAAACACUACACCAAGCAGAUAGUUUAUGUUUUGCUUCCUUUCUUUGUAAUUGUGCCGACUUUCUUUGAUGUUUAUUGGUUCGUUGCUUGUACCUUGAGCUCUUCUUGUAGCGACACUUUCCCUUUGGUCUAUAGAAUUUUGGUGCUUGUUUUUGUUUUACUUGGAGUUGGGGUUAUUGUUUGGAUCGUCGCGGCUAAUUGGCAUCGAAUCGAGUGGACCGUGAGGAUUAUCGGGGUUGCUUCUGAUUCGCUUUCAAGGAACUUAGGAUUGUUCUUGGUGAUACCGUUGUUGACCGCUGGAUUGUUAGUUUAUUAUGCCCCAAUUGUUGUGUUCUUGGUGUUUUCAACGUUUAAUGGGAAAAUUGUAGCUAAAGAAUCGAAUGGGGAGUAUACUUGUGUUUGGAAACAAGAUAGCUGGGUGCCGGCUUAUUUUACAUUGGCGAUAUUGACAAUGUUGUGGUCCUUGAAAACAAUGGUGGAAGCUCAAGUUUAUGUUAUCAGUGGCACAAUUGCUCAAUGGUACUUCUCGAAGGAUGAAGAGAAACCUCACCGUAGUAUAAGACGAUCUUUGAGAAAUGCAUUUGGUCCUUCUUCUGGCACUGUCUGUCUAUCUGGACUACUUAUCUGUGUCGUUCGAGUGGUGUGUGUUGCUGUUGAUAGCGCGAGAGAAGAAGAUGUUACCGGGAUAGUGAAUAUUGUCCUCCGGUGUUGUGUUAAUGCCCUAAUGUAUGCGAUAGAGUUUCUUAACAAGUUCACCAUCAACUUCGCCUCAAUAACCGGUGAGGCAUACUGCACAUCUGCGAGGAUGACGUAUGAGCUUCUAAGACGUAACCUGCUCUCUGCUGUUUUUUUGGAGACUAUAUCAACUCGUUUGUUAGCAUGA
This is a messenger RNA of Hibiscus syriacus, 1423 nucleotides long. Its product is annotated as CTL-like protein DDB_G0288717. Gene Ontology annotation, biological process: transmembrane transport. NCBI's taxonomy places the organism in Eukaryota, Viridiplantae, Streptophyta, Magnoliopsida, Malvales, Malvaceae. Gene Ontology annotation, molecular function: transmembrane transporter activity. Bases 38 to 1423 code for a protein of 461 amino acids. The record is from RefSeq and is a predicted model, not a curated record. The transcript is spliced from 2 exons. Gene Ontology annotation, cellular component: membrane.